Clupea harengus (Atlantic herring) is the source of this 1029-nucleotide messenger RNA. It is a transcript of the gene banf1, whose product is annotated as barrier to autointegration nuclear assembly factor 1. The record is from RefSeq and is a predicted model, not a curated record. Gene Ontology annotation, biological process: chromosome organization. Lineage: Eukaryota; Metazoa; Chordata; Actinopteri; Clupeiformes; Clupeidae. Gene Ontology annotation, molecular function: DNA binding. Gene Ontology annotation, cellular component: nucleus; condensed chromosome.
UCACUGACGGAAGAGGAAGUUAUGUUGGAAUUUGUGAGCGCAAUUGUAGACGGCGCUGUGAGUGGAGAGACUGUUGCUCUCAGCACAUUACAUCAAGAAGAGGCUCUUAUCGUACGUCACCUGAACCAAGAUGUCAUCAACAUCCCAAAAACAUAAAGAUUUUGUGGCCGAGCCCAUGGGCGAGAAGUUAGUAAUGGCUCUUGCCGGCAUCGGAGAGGUUCUCGGAAAGCGUCUGGAGGAGAAGGGUUUCGAUAAGGCAUACGUAGUACUGGGCCAGUUCCUAGUCUUGAAGAAGGAUGAAGAGCUCUUUCGUGAUUGGUUGAAAGACACAUGCGGGGCUAAUGUCAAACAGCAAGGUGACUGCUACGGCUGCCUUCGAGAAUGGUGUGACUCCUUCCUGUAGACGAUUAGGUCCAUUUUUUUUAUAUAUAUAUAAAUGAAUAUAAUUCACACUUGUUUUACCUCUGAAGUCCACAGGCCUACUGUGCUGACUGGUUGUGAAUAAUCCUGGUUUGGUAGUGAUAGCAUUGAACCAUAGCCCCAUAGGGCAACGGGUAAACUCGGCUAGUUUACCGCAACUUGUCAUCCGCAAUGUCAGUCUACCUUUAUGUCUAAUUUAGCUCCAGACUGUAUGCCGAGUAUCUGCGUAUAACUGGAGAGGGCCUUGCUUUGAUUUUUUUUUUUUUUGUCUUAAUUAUUUUGAGUUUUGAUAUUCAGCUACCAUGACAGUUAAUACAGGUUAGGCACGUUCACCUGGGCAUCGUCUGUGCUUCUCUACUGAUUGUCUUUCACUGCUCGGUUAAAGUAUGCCUUUUUAGACUGUUAUUUAACCUUGAGAGAAGAUCAAUGUCCAUAGAUGGUUGAAUUGUCACCAGACACUUGUAGUUCAAUGGCUGUUUUUAGCCGUAGCGGCCUGCUUUCUUUGCAAGCCUUUCUUUUAGUAAAUGGUUUUAAUCUCUGCAGCUCAGUAAGGGCCCCAGUCUGUGUACAUUUAAUGCAAGUUGUGCUUUAAUAAACAGCAUGAAAGAA